AUUUGGUGCGGACCCAGUAUUAAAUGGCCGCUGGCAUGUGUGGUCAUGUGGAGUUGUGAGCCGCGUGAAUGAAUCGUGCUGUCACAGUGCUCUCGUCCUUGGGAUAAUUUAACCAUUUGUGUACAUUCCACACUUUGUCUUAUAAAUUAGAACGAGUGCGGUAAUUAUGGAAUAAAGCGUGCGUUUCAAGGCUUCAGCAUGGACGAAGAUCCGAAGGUGAAGUCUCACCGUGCGAGACACAGUGGUCGGAAAGCGGAGAAAAAAGAGAAAAAGAAAGGCCAUGAACAGGAGCUGACAGCGAAGCAGAGGAAUCCCAAGGCCUUCUCUGUGCAAUCUGUCCAAAAGGCGGAACGCAAGUUCAGGAGGACCAAGGACAUCCAGGAAAAGCGCCAUCAUGUUCCACUGGUGGAUCGCACCCCUGUCGAGCCGCCACCUUUCGUGGUGGCUGUUGUGGGGCCACCUAAGGUGGGCAAGACCACCCUCAUGCAGUGCCUCAUCAAGAAUUUCACCAGACAGUUUGUGAGCACCAUCACAGGACCAGUCACUAUUGUCUCUGGCAAGAAGCGUAGACUCACCCUCAUCGAAUGCAACAAUGACAUCAACUGCAUGAUAGAUAUCUCCAAGGUAGCUGACCUGGUUCUCCUCAUGGUGGACGCUAGCUAUGGCUUUGAGAUGGAGACAUUUGAGUUCUUGAACAUUUGCCAGGUGCAUGGCUUCCCGAGAAUCAUGGGCGUCCUUUCACAUUUGGACAUGAUCAAGAAUGCAAAAACCUUGCGUCAGACCAAGAAGCAGAUGAAGCAUCGCUUCUGGACAGAGAUUUACCAGGGAGCCAAACUCUUCUACCUGUCGGGACUCAUCAGGGGGGAGUACCUGAAGCAGGAGGUGCACAACCUGGGACGUUUUAUUUCGGUGAUGAAGUUCAGGCCCCUGCAGUGGCGGACAGCCCACCCCUAUCUUCUGGUCGACAGGAUGGAGGAUGUGACUGAUCCUGAGCUGUGCCGCACCAGUCCCAAGUGCGACCGAAACGUCUGUCUGUACGGCUAUGCUCGGGGAGCGAGCUUCAAGAAGAAUAACAGCAUUCAUAUACCAGGUUGCGGAGAUUUCGUGAUCCACGACAUCAGCCUGCUGCCAGAUCCGUGCCCUUUGCCUGACAAGGAGAAGCGUCGCUCCCUGAACGAGAAGGAGCGCCUGCUCUACGCUCCCAUGUCGGGGGUGGGGGGCGUGGUUUUUGACAAGGACGCCGUCUACAUUGACCUCAAGGGUAGCCACUCGCACUCCGAGGGCCGUGGGGAGGAGGGUAAACAGGUGGAUCAGAUGUUGCAGUCCAUGAUGCAAGUAAAAGAUGCCAUAGACACCAAGAUGCAGGCUAGCAAGUUCACCUUGUUCUCGAAUGGAAACAUUCUGUCGGCUGAUGACAUACAAAGUGCCUCUGAUGCGACAUUGAAUACGGGCCACGUACGGAGGCCCGCGUUUUCGUCCGGUGCCCUGGCCGAGGAAGGAGACAAGAGUUCCAGUUCGGAAAGUGAAGAAGACGACGAAGAAAUGUCAGCAGAGGACGAAGACCUUGAGGAGGACAGUGGCCUUGAGACCGAGAGCGACGACGACGAAGUUUCGAGCAUAAAGAAAGUUUGUUUUGACGAGGAUGGCAAACGGGGUGGAAGGACGCCAGCGAAUGUCUCUGCUCUCGAGGACGCUGAAAGCGAGGACGAUGAAGAAGAUCGUCAGAGGUGGAAAGAGAACAUGAAAGAAAAAGCAGCCCGUGCCUUCCAGGCUCGUUCGGAGAGGUCGAGGAACCUCCAAUUCAUUAUUUAUGGGAAAGAUGAAGACUACCAGGAAGAAGUGACGGAAGAAAGUUCCGAGGUGUUAGGAGAGUUGUUUCGAAAAGUUCGGAAGCAAGAAAACACGCAGGCCGAAAAAAGAUCUUGGGACGGCGUGGACAGCACAUUGUGCGCGUUCACCGAACGUGAUGCCCUUCUCAAGAACGAAGAGAUCUUGGACUUGAUCAAGGACUGUUUUGUUACCGGGAAAUGGAAGGACGAUGAAGACGCACAAGCCUUACUCGACAGAGAUGAGGAGCUUUACGGCGACUUUGAAGAUCUCGAGGCCAAGGACAAAGAACCUGAGGAAAAACCCGAGGAGACAGAGAAAGAAGUGGAGUCCAGUGGGAGGAGCAAGAAGCUGAGCCGGGAGGAGCGAGAGGCCCAGAUAGCGGCCAAGCGCCAGGAGCGGAAGAGGAAGCUGAAGGAGGCCUUUGACUCAGAAUACGACCACGAGGACGAGAAAACUUACUACGACGAGCUCAAGCAGGAGCUCACAGAACAGUCACAGAUGAACCAGAAGGAGUUCGAGGACCUUGACGAUGAGCGCCGGGUUCAAUUUGAAGGCUAUCGCGCAGGCUUGUACCUGCGUGUUGAGUUGCAAAAAAUGCCCUGUGAGCUGGUGAACCACUUCAAUGCCUCCUACCCAGUCAUCCUUGGGGGUUUGCUUGCAGGAGAAGGCCGCAUGGGCUUCUGCCAGGUGCGGCUGAAGAAGCACCGCUGGUACGGACGCAUCCUCAAGAGCAACGAUCCUCUCAUCCUUUCUCUGGGCUGGCGUCGCUUCCAGACCAUGCCCCUGUUCUGCACCCAGGACCACAACGGGCGCAACCGCUUUCUUAAGUACACCCCGAAGCACCUGCACUGCAACUCCACCUUCUGGGGCCCCAUUACACCUCAGGGAACUGGCUUUGUGGCAGUGCAGCAAGUUCACCAACAAACGGCCAACUUCCGCAUUGCCGCAUCGGGAGUCGUGUUGGACUUGGAUAGGUCGACGCAGAUCGUCAAGAAGCUGAAGCUGACUGGGAACCCCUUCAAGAUUUACAAAAAGACGGCCUUCAUCAAGGACAUGUUCAACACCCCACUAGAAGUCACGAAGUUUGAGGGCGCCGCUCUGAGAACUGUGAGCGGCAUACGGGGACAAAUCAAGAAGGCUAUCCGUGCUCCUCCUGGUGCAUUCCGAGCAUCCUUCGAGGACAAGAUUCUGCUGAGUGACCUGGUCUUCCUGAGAGCCUGGACGGAGGUGCAGGUCCAGCGCUUCUACAUGACCCUGACCACCCUGUUGAUGCCAGACGAAGAGAAGACCAAGUGGCAGGGCAUGAGGACGGUGGGGCAGCUGAGGGCCGAGAGGGGCCUCCACGCUCCGGUGGCCGCAGACUCCCUCUACAAGGCGGCAGAGCGCAAAACGUUCCACUUCAAGCCCCUGGUCAUCCCAAAGGAACUGCAGAAGCACCUUCCCUACAAGGACAAACCCAAGCUCAAGUCGAUCACAGAGGGAGGCAAUGCCCUUCAGCGAGUGGCUGUGGUGCUCGACGAGCCAGAGAGAGAGAAACUGAAACUGGUGGAGAUGAUGAAGGUGGUGAACCAGGAGAAACACAGGAAACUGAAGGAGAAGAUGAUCCAGAGGGUGAAGGAACACCGUAACGAGCGCAAGAAGGACGAGUUGAGGCAGCUGAAGCGACAGAAGGAGCUCAAGAAGAGGAUAUGCAAGGUCCUAGGCAAGAUGAAGAAGAAGCCAACACCCUAGAUGAUACAACACUCGCGUGUCCCCUGUAUUGUACAUAAAGUGAAACAAAAAGCGGCAUCCCUCA
This is a messenger RNA of Ixodes scapularis (black-legged tick), 3625 nucleotides long. RefSeq names its product ribosome biogenesis protein BMS1 homolog. Gene Ontology annotation, cellular component: 90S preribosome; nucleus. Gene Ontology annotation, biological process: endonucleolytic cleavage of tricistronic rRNA transcript (SSU-rRNA, 5.8S rRNA, LSU-rRNA); maturation of SSU-rRNA from tricistronic rRNA transcript (SSU-rRNA, 5.8S rRNA, LSU-rRNA); ribosome biogenesis. The transcript has 25 exons. The record is from RefSeq and is a predicted model, not a curated record. NCBI's taxonomy places the organism in Eukaryota, Metazoa, Arthropoda, Arachnida, Ixodida, Ixodidae. Gene Ontology annotation, molecular function: U3 snoRNA binding; GTP binding; GTPase activity. Bases 199 to 3561 code for a protein of 1120 amino acids.